Molecule: messenger RNA, 1901 nt
Organism: Sphaeramia orbicularis (orbiculate cardinalfish)
Lineage: Eukaryota; Metazoa; Chordata; Actinopteri; Kurtiformes; Apogonidae
Gene: tmtops2b
Product: teleost multiple tissue opsin 2b
Exons: 4
Coding region: 226-1368 (380 amino acids)
Biological process (GO): visual perception; G protein-coupled receptor signaling pathway
Cellular component (GO): membrane
Molecular function (GO): G protein-coupled receptor activity
Source: RefSeq, a predicted model, not a curated record
UUUUUCUUUCUUUCUUUUUUUUUUAGUUUUUCUUUUCUUUUAUAGUUUUUUGUGUUUCGCUACACACCGUUUUCUCCAACCCAGCUCUCUCCAGAUCAGCGCAGGAAUGUGCGUUUCUAAGGCACCAUUACGCGCACAGGACGCGCGUCUCAAAGCAAAGACAGCAUGGAGGAGUUGGGAAACAGCUACUGUGUGACGAACAGAAACUACAAAAAUCUCCGAUGAAUGGACCUCAGGAUGUUAUCGGGUCAGGCUGCGCUCAACUACAGCUUCAAUCUGACUGAAGACCCGGAGCAGGUGGACACACCGACGGUCCCGGAGACGCUCUCUCCUACUGGCUUCGUUGUGCUGUCCGUGUUCCUGGGCUUCAUCAUGACUUUUGGCUUCCUCAACAACUUCAUUGUGCUUAUUCUGUUUUGCAAAUUCAAGAAGUUGCGAACGCCGGUGAACAUGUUGUUGCUGAACAUCAGUGUCAGUGACAUGCUGGUGUGUUUGUUCGGUACCACUCUCAGUUUUGCCUCCAGUAUUCGUGGACGGUGGCUGUUGGGACGCAGCGGCUGUAGCUGGUACGGCUUUAUCAACUCCUGCUUUGGUAUUGUGUCAUUAAUCUCCCUGGUGAUCCUUUCCUACGAUCGCUACAGCACUCUGACUGUGUACAACAAGCGUGGGCCAAGCUAUCGCAAGCCACUGCUGGCUGUUGGGGGGUCUUGGCUCUACUCAUUGUUUUGGACAGUGCCCCCCCUCCUGGGCUGGAGCAGUUAUGAUACAGAGGGAGCAGGAACAAGUUGCUCUGUGUCCUGGACCCUUAGGUCUGCACAGUCACACGCUUACAUCAUUUGCCUCUUUAUUUUCUGUCUGGGUCUCCCUGUCCUGGUGAUGAUCUACUGUUAUAGCAGGCUGCUUUUGGCAGUUAAACAGGUCGGUAAGAUCCGAAAGACUGCCGCCCGGAGGAGAGAGUACCACAUACUGUUCAUGGUUUUGACCACAGCUGCCUGCUACCUGCUGUGCUGGAUGCCAUAUGGUGUCGUGGCCAUGAUGGCAACAUUCGGCCCACCCAACAUCAUCAGUCCUGUUGCUAGUGUGGUGCCCUCCCUCCUGGCCAAAAGCAGCACCGUUAUCAACCCUCUCAUCUAUAUACUCAUGAACAAACAGUUCUACAGGUGUUUCCUGGUCCUGUUUCACUGUAAUCACUGGUCAGCAGAAAAUGGCAACACCUCCAUGCCCUCAAAGACCACAGUCAUCCAGCUUAACCGUAGAGUCUACAGCAACACAGUGGCUUGCACUGCCCAGAUCUCCAAUGCCACGCUGAACCAGUUCUCCAGCACCCCAGCCUCUAAACGCACCAACCCCCCAGAGGCCACCACCUGAGCCCCAGGGCUCUCCACAGAGUGGUCACUACACAAGUACUGCAUUAAUAAUGUGUCACACAGUCGGCCCAACAAGUGUAUCAAUGAACCUUUGGUGUGAACAUGUGUUUGUAUUGACUGUGUUCUUUUUAUGUGUGUAUUUUGUUUGAGUUUUGACAUCUCUUCUAUGAUAAGCACACCACAAAAAAUUCAGACUGUCUGUUUUAUGUGCAAUGUGGCCAAAGCCAAAAGCCAGUGGACACUGGAACAUUCUACCAAUAUGUGAUUUGUAAAAUGUCUUUGUAAUUUUCUGUUAUUACAGUCUCCACUCUUAUUUCCUCAAAAUAUUGCUCCCAUUCUACCAUAGGAGAAUUUUGGUCCAUUCCAAAGUGCUGGGAGGUAGGGUAUAUCCCACCUGGAGUUAACUACAUCCCACCUCAAAGCAUUCCAGAUGAUCCAUGUUGAACAUAAUCAACAAAUAUAGAGGACUGCAGAUCUAAGGUCCUAUUUGUUUUCUUACUGAAGAAGCAUUUUGAUUGUCAACAGUACAGUAUU